Eupeodes corollae is the source of this 1463-nucleotide messenger RNA. Its product is annotated as mpv17-like protein. NCBI's taxonomy places the organism in Eukaryota, Metazoa, Arthropoda, Insecta, Diptera, Syrphidae. Gene Ontology annotation, cellular component: membrane; cytoplasm. The record is from RefSeq and is a predicted model, not a curated record. The transcript is spliced from 4 exons. Bases 350 to 994 code for a protein of 214 amino acids.
GACGCGACGACAGUCAGACGUCUAGAACAUAUGGACAGUCGGUCGGUGGAGUGACAUGUCUGACGGCACGUUUAACGUUCAUGCAAUUGAAAUAGUUCAAGUUUGACUCAGAUAGGAGGCCAAAACUACAGCGAAAUAGUCAGGAACUGACAACGAAACUUCUAAGCCAUUUCUGUGCUAUCUCCAUGGACGUCAGUUUUCAAAGCAUCAGUUUGUUCCCGGGUUCAGUAUCGAAUAGUUUGUCUGUGAUUUUUCUCUUGGUCUUCCCCUCAAUUUUCUUCCCGUGUAAACUAUACUCGUGUCAAUUUGGUGCACUAUUGAAUGUAACUGAUUCCUUAAGUGAAAGAUUAUGUCAAAACUACUUUCGGCAGCUCGAUUGGCUUUUAAGAAGCAUCCUUUUGUCACAAACAGCGUCAUUUACGGAAGUCUUUAUGUGGGUGCGGAAUAUUCGCAGCAGUUUUUAACGAAACGUGUUUUUGUGGACAAGAACCAGAAAAAGGAUAUUGAUUAUCCAACCAUAGGUCGGUAUGCCGUUAUGGGGACAUUUGUCUAUUCACCAACACUCUACACAUGGUACAAAUGGCUGGACCGUACAUUCCCAGGCACUGCCAAAUCGAUCAUCGUUAAGAAAUUGCUUAUCGAUCAAUUUGUCCUGACGCCAUUCCUUUUGACAGUUUUCUAUACAGGAAUGUCCUUAAUGGAGAAUGCAGAUGACCCGUUCAUGGAAUUGCGAGAGAAAUUCCUGCCAACUUUUGUACGCUCGUGUAUUUUCUGGCUACCGGUACAGACGGCGAACUUCAUCAUGAUACCACCAAGGUUUCGAGUAAUCUACAUGGGAGUCUGUGGAUUCAUGUGGGUCAAUAUCCUUUGCUGGAUAAAACGACAACAAGUGACGGUGUUGGCGGCAGCGGGCGUAGAUGUCCCAUCAGCAACGCCAGCAAUCGCAACAGGAAGGACGACAAGGCUGGCGGUGGAGGAGGACAAUUCCGAAUAAAUUGCCAUCCUACCAGAUGCUGAUUUUGCCUUUGCCUUAGCCUGCUCCUCUCGCUCGCUGUUCGCUAUUCAGCUUUAUAUAGGAACAUGUAUACUGUGUUUUUGUGAGUGCGGCCAAGAUAAAUCGAUGUUGAUGGCCCAUUGAACAAUGGACGAAGGAUUUGGCUUGCAAAAGGAUACUCUCUUGGAUUAAGGCUAAAUGCUAUUUUUAUAUAGAUACUUUUAUAGAUAAAUUUUUAUAUACAGAUAUAUAUUUAAGUGAUAGGAAUAUUCUUUUUAUUUUUUUUUUAAAUUGUUAUCCUUAUUUUGCAAGGACAUUCCAAGUUUUUUUUAUUUUUGUAUUGUAUUUCUUUUGUAUAUCACAUAAAUCUGUGCCCAUUAUAAUGUUGGCCGCCAUUGCUUAUUGUAGGUUAGCAAAAAUUAAGUGGACUUUGUAAAAUAAAUAUGUAUUCAAGAAGUUAAAAACGAAA